This is a messenger RNA of Phragmites australis (common reed), 1639 nucleotides long. RefSeq names its product acyl transferase 5-like. The record is from RefSeq and is a predicted model, not a curated record. The transcript has 2 exons. Lineage: Eukaryota; Viridiplantae; Streptophyta; Magnoliopsida; Poales; Poaceae. The coding region runs from base 111 to 1397 and encodes 428 amino acids.
CAGCAUCGAAGCCUCACGCGCGCACCACCUACACGCACCCACACAGUGGUGUCUCUGCACGGCCAUCGCACCAUAGUAAAGCCAGCGCGCACAUCUGUAAAUUAGCCGACAUGGUAACCAUCACCGUGACAAGGAAGUCCCAGUCAUUCGUCGCGCCACCGUCCGCGGUGCCGGCGCCGGCCGAGAUGACGCUCGAGCUGUCGGCAAUCGACCGCGUGCCGGGCCUGCGCCACACCGUGCGAUCCCUCCACGUAUUCCGCCACAAGGAUGCCGCUCGCCGGGACGUCGCCAGGCCGGCCGAGGUGAUCCGCGUGGCGUUGUCCCGCGCGCUGGUGGACUAUCGUCCAUUCGCCGGCCGCUUCGUGGGCUCGGUGGUGGCCGGUGAGGCCUGCGUCGAGUGCACCGACGAUGGUGCGUGGUUCGUUGAGGCCGUCGCGAACUGCAGCCUCGAGGACGUGAACGGUCUUGACUACCCGCUCAUGGUCUCCGAGGAUGACCUGCUGCCCGCUCCUGAGGAAGGUGUUGACCCUACCAGCAUUCCGAUCAUGAUGCAGGUGACAGAAUUUGCCUGUGGAGGAUUUGUUGUCGGGCUUGUAGCAGUCCACACACUUGCUGAUGGCCUCGGGGCAGCUCAAUUCAUAAACGCGAUCUCUGAGUAUGCCCGUGAACUAGACAAGCCUACAAUAGCACCCGUAUGGGCUCGGGCCUUGAUACCGAACCCACCUAAGCUGCCUCCUGGGCCACCACCGUCGUUCCAGUCCUUUGGGUUCCAACACUUUGCCACGGAUGUGACCUCUGACCGUAUUGCCCAUGUCAAGGCUGCGUACUUCCAGGCCACUGGCCAGUACUGCUCCUCCUUUGAUGUCGCCAUUGCCAAGGUUUGGCAGGCUAGGACUCGGGCUAUCAAGUACAACCCGGAGAACGAGGUCCAUGUUUGCUUCUUCGCCAACACCCGCCACCUCCUCACACAGGUGCUACCUAGGGACGGAGGUUUCUAUGGUAACUGCUUCUACCCUGUGACUGUGACGGCUACUACCGAGGAUGUUACUGCUGCAGGUUUGCUUGACGUGAUUAGGAUGAUUCGGGAUGGGAAGGCUAGGCUUCCUCAGGAGUUUGCCAAGUGGGCGUCACGGGAUGUGAAGGUGGUGGACCCAUACCAAUUGUCGUUUGAGCACAAUGUGCUAUUUGUCUCUGAUUGGACGAGGCUAGGAUUCUUUGAGGUUGACUAUGGGUGGGGCGCACCAAGCCAUAUCAUACCAUUCACUUAUGCAGAUUACAUGGCAGUGGCUGUUCUUGGGGCUCCACCUGUGCCUAAGAAGGGGACUCGUAUUAUGACGCAGUGUGUGGAGGACAAGCAUCUCAUGGACUUCAAGAAUGAGAUGAAGGCCUUCUUUUAGAUGCCUGUCUUAUAUUGUUAUGGUGCUAAUUUUACGUGUGUGUACGUGGUGGCAUGGAAUAAAAUUGCUAGUGACCACUAGUCUUGUUGGUCAGAAGACAUAUCACGGUUUGCUUUAUUGGGUCCAGUCAGGAGUGAUUCAAAUGUAUGGUGACAUUUUGACUAAGCAAAUGUUUGAUUACUUGGCUAUUGUUCGCUUUGUCGAUGUGUAAUUGUUUGUUCCAGGUAGGAACACCAAUCAAA